Penicillium argentinense is the source of this 831-nucleotide messenger RNA. RefSeq lists its product as uncharacterized. The annotation marks the transcript as partial. Lineage: Eukaryota; Fungi; Ascomycota; Eurotiomycetes; Eurotiales; Aspergillaceae. The transcript has 4 exons. The record is from RefSeq and is a predicted model, not a curated record.
AUGGCUGGCAACUCCACGUUUCCGUUCACCAUCAAGGAACAUCUUAUUGAUGGACAGCAUAUUCGCGAAUACCCGAAUGCGACGAACAAGCCUGGCCCUACGUUUAAAAUUGCCAUCAAAAAAUACACACCGAUCGUUAAUCCCAACCCGCAACCCGGGGACGUCACGAUCAUCGGUGCUAUGGAUGUGGGUUUCCGAAGGCACUUCAACCUGAGCUGUACGAGCCUCUCUGGGGAUAUUUGUUCGUCCGAUCUCGUUUGGACGGCAAUAGAAUUCGAUGCAUUUGGAUUGCAGGCAUCUCAAACCUCGGUGCCAAUGGCAUUUGCAACGAAAGGUCUCUCGCAAAUGAUCACGACAUCUUGUUUGGGUCACAGCCGUGAUCUUCUGCACAUGGUUAAUACCUUUCGCGAUGAGAUGCCCGAAUCCAUUGUCGAGGUGAGUCAUAGUAUGGGAGCAGCGCAACUACAUCAUCACGGGCCGAGGCCCCAUCCUGGCCAUCAUGUCACUGAAGCGACACGACACCUGGAUCUCGCAGUCAGCAGCAAUCGAAACUGCGCGAAAACAUACAAGCAAUGGAAUAAGCGUGGUCUCGAACGAUGGAUUCAAAACGCCUAUCGGGAUCUACCAGCGGAAACCGAAAAUGGUUCGAAGGAGCGACUAAUUACCCUGGCAGGCUGCAAGCAUCAAGAAGUUCUACAGUACCUCCGGCCAGAUCCGUCUGACUACAAGCUCGUUGGUGAAUGCGAUGCCGAUCAUACAUCCUUGCCUACCCAUGACCCCUGCAAUUACCCAGACAUCAUCGGCCCCUCGCGCGCAACCUCCCUCCUCUAC